GUAGAGGCAAACCAGCCAAUUGUUCCCCCGCUUGAGCUUUUGCCAAGCUGUCUCUGCCAUUCAUUCCGCUUCUAUACUCUUUUAUCAUGUUUUUAUUCUCUCCAAGAGCUUGUACUACAUCCAAUUCUAACAUGACCUGCCACAUGUAACUGAUUUCUGAUAUCAUCUCUUCGCGCUUUUCUCAGUUGUGCCUGGACUUUCGGACUGACUGUGGAGAGAAUGCACAACAGGCUGCUGUGCGAGGGAUGACUUGGAGCUUGAGCCCAGCGCGUGACGAACGAGACCUACAGAUUUGUGGCCGACGCCCGCUUCCACCUCUCGGGUGACAAGAUCAUUGCGACCAAGCGCUACUUCUCCAAACGUAGUCUUGGAGCCGGCGAGGGUUGGACCUACAACUUGCCCGGCGCCCAAACACAGAACAAGGUCAUCCCUGUCGGCGCCGGCACCCUGCCGCCCGGAUGGAGCAAGGAGGACUAGCACGAGGGCCAGCAGAUCGGCGCGGAGCAGCUGGGUGGGCGAGGACACGCUGAUUUACUCGAAGAACGUCAUUGACAAUGGGGUCUUUACGUACAGCAAAGCGGCAUAUACACCAUCUUCUCAAAGAACGUCACGCCCGGCAAAAUCGAGAUGCUCAUUGGCGCGUUCCCCCAGCGGCACUCUGUUCAGUCUAUCGGCUCUCUGGAUAAACAACUCGUGGCCACCUCUUCCUCCACGUUUUCAGUAUCACGCACCCGUGUUUACCUUGCACUUGGCUCAUGGAGCUCUACCCACAAGCUUUCACUGGUAUUGCACACUCCAGGCGGCACUGCCUCGAGCCGCGUUCCUGCAACACGCCUCUGUUCAGCAGGAACGUAGUCGGAGCUGGUUUAGCAAGCUACCAAUGAAAACACAAAGAAGGCUGCAACGAAGCGGCCAAAAAUCACCGCAAAGCCUGCUACCGGCCUUCGCGCCGGAUGGCAGACUCUUGCGGGCAAGUCGACCUCCAAAAAGGCCCACACUGGUUCAAGUUCACGUCACAUUCCAUCAACUCUGUCCAACGCUGACCACGACGCUGAUGAGAUCACCAUUCCUUCCAGAGAGGUUUCGACUACGGAACCCUCGUCCAUGCAUUCCACCCCUCCCCCUGUCACUGGUGCAUUCGACGAUGAUGAGGGAGCUGCUGCUCUAGCCGCAGCGCGUGCACAGAAGUCCCUCAAACAGAAGCGUUCUCAGCCACGGUCGGUUGAAGCCGCUGUCACUGCUGUCCCCAUUGCAGCUGCCACAACGUCAAAGAUGGGUGUGACCUCCACUGGCAAGCGUACCACCGCGCAGAUGGGGCUCGUCAUCUCGCACAAGGACGUCGACACUGCUGUAGAGGAGCAUCAAGGAGCAUCAAAAAAGAAACCCAAAGCCGAUAUUCGCAAGGAGGACCUACCUUUCUUUCGCGAGCCCGGCUUCAACGAUCGGUGGGAUGCCAUCAAGGCCGAGCUUGUGGGCUGGGCUGGCACACUUUCCGACCCCUUUUCCUCUAACUCGCACCCCGACAUCUGGAGUGUCUCGCAGCAUGCAUGGGAUCACGCGUUCAGAGAAACUGAGCAUGUUGGAUAUGCAGUCCAUCGAGACGAGGCCAUCAUGAAGUUUAUUCCGGCAACCCUCGAUAAUUGGCGAAGCGACAUCGGGAAGAAGGCCGUCAAGCUUAUUGAUGAUGAGAUGACCAAGCCAUCGCUCUCGUCGUCAUCUAGCACACGCAUUGCCUGGGUCGCAGAGCGUCGAAAAGCCCAGUCCCCAGGAGAAAAGCGUAAGCCGUUUCUUUAUGCUGAUCCGAGUACGUUCAAAGGCGUUUUUCGAGGGACUUUAAUUAUGAAAGUCUUCGCCCAUCACGUCCAACGGGUAGCCAAGCUCUACGCCAAUGACAGACUCACAGAUGCGCCGGCGGGUGGUCUGGCGCUCAGUGCAGCCGCGGUACAACGUGCUCUAUUCUUAUGGAAGGACGGUUACAACGCGAAAGGUGCAAGGACCGAGGAUGGGGGAAAAGUGAAAGGUAAACAUGGUUUCGAGGGCGAGUGGGCGGACCAGGCAUGCAAGUAUACCGCAAAAAUGGACGGUAUGUCAUCAGAAAAGUGGGAUCAGGUGUAUGCAGCAGUAGCCCCGUUUGUCAAGGGAUCUUCUGCGAGUUCUGGGGCUCACGCCGAGCAGUCUGACGACGACGAUAGCGAUGGCAUCGUCAUUUCCAGCGACGAGGGCAUUUAAUUACAUAAGCGAUGUACAAUAAU
Coniophora puteana RWD-64-598 SS2 is the source of this 2252-nucleotide messenger RNA. RefSeq lists its product as uncharacterized. The coding region runs from base 1105 to 2229 and encodes 374 amino acids. The record is from RefSeq and is a predicted model, not a curated record. NCBI's taxonomy places the organism in Eukaryota, Fungi, Basidiomycota, Agaricomycetes, Boletales, Coniophoraceae. The transcript is spliced from 9 exons.